AUGGCGGCGACUGCGGCCGGUGUGGGCCGAUUAGAGGAAGAGGCGUUGCGGCGAAAGGAACGGCUGAAGGCGCUACGGGAGAAAACCGGACGCAAGGACAAGGAAGAUGGGGAGCCAAGCACCAAGCAGCUCAGAGAAGGGGAGGAGGAAGGCGAGAAGCACAGGGAACUCAGGCUGCGGAACUACGUCCCAGAGGAUGAGGACCUGAAGAAGAGGAGGGUGCCCCAGGCCAAGCCAGUUGCGGUGGAAGAGAAGGUGAAGGAGCAGCUGGAGGCCGCCAAACCAGAGCCGGUCAUCGAGGAAGUGGACCUGGCCAACCUCGCACCCCGGAAGCCGGAUUGGGACCUCAAGAGAGAUGUGGCCAAGAAACUGGAGAAGCUGGAGAAGCGGACCCAGAGGGCCAUCGCUGAGCUGAUCCGUGAGAGGCUGAAGGGCCAGGAGGAGAACCUGGCCUCCGCAGUGGCCACCACCACCGCCUCCGAGCAAGAGCCCUGUGACUCUGACUGA
Molecule: messenger RNA, 507 nt
Organism: Rangifer tarandus platyrhynchus (Svalbard reindeer)
Lineage: Eukaryota; Metazoa; Chordata; Mammalia; Artiodactyla; Cervidae
Source: the annotation of a GenBank genome assembly